Messenger RNA from Triticum turgidum subsp. durum (durum wheat), 1371 nucleotides. Lineage: Eukaryota; Viridiplantae; Streptophyta; Magnoliopsida; Poales; Poaceae. The record is from the annotation of a GenBank genome assembly.
AUGGCCGGAGCGGGCCGCCGCCGCGUGGUGUUCUUCCCGUUCCCGUUCCUCGGCCACUUCAACCCGGUGCUCCGCCUCGCGGGCGCGCUGCACGCGCGCGGCCUCGCGGUCACCGUGUUCCACACCGAGCAGCGGGUGCCGGACCCGGCCGACUACCCCGCGGACUACCGCUUCGUGUCCCUCCCCGUGGAGGUGCCCCCGGAGCUGGCGGCGUCCGAGGACAUCGCUAGGAUGGGCAUGGCCAUGAACGACGCCGCCGAGGCCCCCUUCAGGGACCGGCUGGCCGCGCUGCUCGCCGAGGAGGAGGCGGAGGACGGCGGCGUCCUCUGCGUCAUCACCGACGUCGUGUGGUACUCGGCGCAGGCCGUGGCCAGGGAGCUCGGCGUGCCGGCGCUGGGGAUCAUGACCGCCAGCGCCGCCAUCUUCCGCGUCUACAUGGCGUACCAGACCUUGAUUGACAAGGCCUACUUGCCCGUGCAAGAUGCGCGCAAGGACGAUCCGGUGGAGGAGCUGCCGCCGUACCUUGUGAAGGAUCUGCUGCGGCACGACACGAGCAAGCUGGAGGACUUCGCGGAGCUGCUCCGGCACACCGUCGCCGGGGCGCGCCAGUCCUCGGGCCUCAUAAUCAACACCCUGGGCGCCAUCGAGGCCGCCAACCUGGAGCGGAUCCGCGAGGACCUCUCCGUCCCGGUGUUCGCCGUCGCGCCUCUCCACAAGCUGGCGCCGUCGGCCAAGUCCAGCAGCCUGGGCGAGACGCAGGCGGACCGCGGAUGCCUCGGCUGGCUCGACACGCAGGAGCCCGGCAGCGUGCUGUACGUGAGCUUCGGGAGCCUGGCCGCCAUGGACCCGCACGAGUUCGUGGAGCUGGCGUGGGGGCUGGCGCUGAGCAAGCGGCCGUUCGUGUGGGUCGUGCGGCCCAAGCUCAUCCGCGGGUUCGAGUCCGGCGAGCUGCCCGACGGGCUCGGGGAGGAGCUGCGCGGGCGCGGCGUGAUCGUGAGCUGGGCGCCGCAGGAGGAGGUGCUGGCGCACCCGGCGGUGGGCGCCUUCUUCACGCACAGCGGCUGGAACUCGACGGUGGAGGCGAUAGCGGAGGGCGUGCCGAUGAUCUGCCACCCGCUGCACGGCGACCAGUACGGCAACGCCAGGUACGUGGCCGACGUGUGGAGGGUGGGCGUGGAGGUCGACGGCUCGCACCGGCUGGAGAGAGGGAGCAUCAAGGCCGCCAUUGGGAGGAUGAUGGAGAGCGGGGAGGGGCGGGAGAUCGGGGAGAGGAUGAAGGCGCUGAAGAUGGCCGCGGAGGAUGGCAUCGGCGAGCGUGGGUCGUCCCACACGCAUCUCAGCGAUUUGGUGGCUCUCAUCAAGUCAUUCUGA